This is a messenger RNA of Striga hermonthica, 1896 nucleotides long. Lineage: Eukaryota; Viridiplantae; Streptophyta; Magnoliopsida; Lamiales; Orobanchaceae. The record is from the annotation of a GenBank genome assembly.
AUGGACCAAACACCAACUGCCAAGUGGACUGUUAAAUUUGUCGGAAAAGGAGAUAUUUCGGAGAAAGCCAUGGCGACUGGACAAUUGUUCUCCAAAACCACUCAAGCACUAUUUUACAAUUACAAGCAACUACCCAUCCAGCGGAUGCUUGAUUUUGAUUUUCUUUCCGGUAGAGACACACCUUCUGUUGCUGGAAUCAUAAAUCCUGGCUCUGAGGGGUUUCAGAAACUAUUCUUUGGCCAGGAGGAAAUAGCCAUCCCAGUCCAUUCCACAAUUGAAGCGGCUUGUGCUGCACAUCCUACCGCUGAUGUUUUCAUAAACUUUGCAUCAUUCAGAAGUGCUGCUGCAUCAUCUAUGGCCGCUCUCAAGCAACCAACUAUUAAGGUUGCAGCUAUCAUAGCUGAAGGUGUACCUGAAUCAGACACCAAACAGUUGAUUGCUUAUGCAAAAGCAAACAAUAAGGUUGUCAUUGGACCCGCUACUGUGGGUGGUAUUCAAGCUGGAGCAUUUAAGAUUGGAGAUACUGCUGGAACGAUUGAUAAUAUUAUUCAGUGCAAGUUAUACAGGCCUGGAUCUGUUGGCUUCGUCUCCAAAUCUGGUGGUAUGUCGAAUGAACUAUACAGUUCGAUUGCUCGUGUCACAGAUGGAAUUUAUGAAGGCAUUGCAAUUGGAGGAGAUGUAUUUCCUGGGUCUACACUUUCUGACCAUGUCCUGCGGUUUAACAAUAUCCCUCAGAUUAAGAUGAUUGUCGUUCUUGGAGAACUUGGUGGACGUGAUGAAUAUUCCCUAGUUGAGGCCCUAAAAGCAGGGAAGAUCAACAAGCCUGUGGUUGCCUGGGUCAGUGGAACUUGUGCUAAGCUCUUCAAAUCGGAGGUCCAGUUUGGUCACGCGGGGGCCAAGAGUGGUGGUGAGUUGGAAUCUGCUCAGGCCAAAAAUCAAGCACUUAAGGAUGCUGGUGCUGUUGUUCCAACUUCUUAUGAAGCAUUUGAAGGUGCAAUCAAAGAAACAUUCGAGAAACUGGCCGAGGAAGGUAAAAUCUCACCCGUGAAGGAGGUCAAACCUCCUCAAAUACCAGAAGAUCUUAACUCGGCUAUAAAGAGCGGGAAAGUUCGGGCUCCAACGCACAUUAUUUCCACAAUCUCUGAUGAUAGAGGUGAAGAGCCAACAUAUGCUGGUGUACCAAUGUCCUCCAUUGUUGAACAGGGAUUAGGAGUUGGCGAUGUCAUUUCUUUGUUGUGGUUUAAGCGGAGCCUUCCUCAUUAUUGCACACGUUUUAUAGAGAUUUGUGUAAUGUUGUGUGCCGAUCAUGGUCCCUGUGUCUCUGGUGCCCACAACACGAUUGUGACUGCUAGAGCUGGAAAAGACCUGGUCUCCAGUCUUGUUUCAGGUUUGCUGACAAUUGGCCCUAGAUUUGGCGGGGCUAUUGACGAUGCCGCUCGAUACUUCAAAGAUGCUUUUGAUAGGGGUCUUACCCCUUAUGAGUUUGUGGAAGGCAUGAAAAAGAAGGGCAUUCGUGUUCCUGGUAUUGGGCACAGAAUCAAGAAUGCUGACAACCGAGACAAGAGGGUGGAGUUGCUACAGCGUUUUGCACGGGCUAAUUUCCCAUCCGUCAAGUACAUGGAGUAUGCUGUUACAGUAGAAACCUAUACCCUGUCAAAAGCAAACAACCUCGUACUAAAUGUUGAUGGUGCUAUCGGGUCCUUGUUCCUGGACCUUCUUGCUGGUAGUGGCAUGUUCACCAAGCAAGAAAUCGAUGAGAUUGUUGGGAUUGGCUAUCUCAACGGUCUCUUUGUUCUUGCUCGUUCCAUUGGUCUCAUCGGGCACACGUUCGACCAGAAGAGACUGAAGCAGCCGCUUUACCGCCACCCGUGGGAAGAUGUUCUUUAUACCAAGUGA